This is a messenger RNA of Moneuplotes crassus, 2185 nucleotides long. NCBI's taxonomy places the organism in Eukaryota, Ciliophora, Spirotrichea, Euplotida, Euplotidae. The record is from the annotation of a GenBank genome assembly.
UAAAAAUUCCUAAACUAUAAGUUUAAUAUAAUUAGCUUGAUUUAAAUGGAGAAAAUGACGAUACUUAAUAUUUUAAGGCAAGAAAACAAUGCUAGACCUAAAUCAUAUCUUGAAUCUAAGCCUUCCUAUUGAACUUUACUAGAAAAGGAUAUUAUGAUCAAGAGGACAGCUGAAGAGCUAAUCAGGGCAACUAAAAUAAUAAUGCGAGCCCUGAACUACAAACGAUUUAGACGACUCCGUCGCGAAAAUACAUAUAUUGCAGAUAUAUAUUACGAAGCUGACCCGGAUAUUGCGAAGGAAAUUCUUCUGGUGGGAGAAUUCUCUUCUCCUCAAUGGAUUCUACAAAUACCUAUGCAGUAUUCUUACUUCCAUCGUGCUUUCAGGACGAGGAUCAAAAUAAAGCAAGGCUCUGAAUUCAAGUUCAUUGUUGAUGGCACUUUCAUUUGCUGUCCUAAGUAUCCAAGAGUGACUACAGGAAGCUACACAAAUAAUAUUUUCAAAAAGAAUCCAAACCCAUCCGGAUUCAACAAGAGUUUCCACUAUAAAGGCAUCAAGGUGAUUCUGGAGGACAAAUAAAUGGAAGAUAAAUCCCUUAAACUUCCUUGGCAAAAGCAUCACUCCUGUAAGACCUAGACAACUGAACAGCGAAGACUUAGGCUACUUCAACAGUCUCUCCCAGCUCCAACCCACUCACAACCAAAGCCUCCUAAAAUGGGAUAAAAAGAAGGAAUUUGGGUUUGGUAUAAAGCAUCUUCAGCCUCAGAAAUCAGCCAAGACUCCUCUCCAAACGAUCCAGAACCCUCUAAAGUCGAUGAUAUCUUGUGAGCAUAAUCAAAGUUCUCGGGACUUAGAUUCUGAGUAUUCAGAUGAUGACUUGCCCUUCCUUGAUGACUUCUUUGAUAACAUGCCUUUCACUCCUGAUAUUGGGGGCUUUAAGGAGGAACAUGAGAUUUAUGGGACCUCCAGUCCCAUCUGCAAGGAGAUUUUAGAGAGUUAUACAAUUGUAGGACAAGGAGUCAGACUCUCUAAGAAUAAAAAUCCAUGCCAAGACGCCUUCUUUACGACCCAGCUCGGUAUAGGAAUCGCUGAUGGAGUUGGGGGCUGGAAUUCCUAUGGUAUAGAUUCUUCACUCUUCUCGAGCAGUUUAAUGAAUCAGUGAAAGCAGAUAAUAAAAUCGAAGGAGUAUGGAUCAAACAACUCUUCAUCCAAGGCGAUUGCUACCAGAAAAAGUAUCCCAAACUAUGAGUACCAGCAAUCAACUUUCGCUGAGGGUCAAAGCACUUUCAUCAGUCAAGGGAGAGAUUUCUCAAAAAUGGAAGCUUCUUUUGGGUCUCCAAUGAAAUCAAAAAUAAGAAAGAUAAGAUCAUCUUUCCACCUCAGCGAUCAGGAGCUACAUGAGUGCCCAACUCAUGAAGGCUGAGAUAAAUCUCCUACAAGCGAAAACGCUUAUAUAGAGAUAAAGCAGGCUCCUAGGUUAGACCCUCAACAGAUUCUUAAGCAAGCUUUUAAAGGAGUCAAAGAUUUCGGAUCUUCCACAGCCUGAGUUGGCGCUCUAGAUGGAAAGACAUUAAAAAUAGCAAACAUUGGAGAUUCAACAAUGAUGGUUGUAAGAUACAAUCCAGAAUUAAAGGCUUGCAAGAUUGUGCUAAGGACGGGAGAGCAGCAACACAGCUUCAACGCUCCUUACCAACUUGCUAACAUUCCUAUUGGGCUUCAGCCUUCCUCUUCCCGCUUUGGUGGAGGUCAGAGAAAAUUCUGGAAAGACAAAGCUAGCGAUGCUGUACUUUAUCAGACAUCAAUCAAAGAAGGAGAUAUUAUCAUUGGAGGAACAGAUGGCCUCUUUGAUAACCUUUAUUCCCACGAAAUCCUUAACAUAAUAGACAUUUUUCUAAAUGAUUGCUUUGAGUCCUCCCCUCAAGAGAGCCUGAAAAGUAUAAAUACCCAUAGUUUCACUCCUGUAUUCACAAAAUCCCAGCUGGCUAACCUUACCAAAAGGAAGGCCAAGCUGCUUGCUCAUGACUUAGUCAAAGAGGCUAGGAGAAAGAGCAAAAAUAAGACUUGACUCACCCCUUUCGCAGACCGAUUUAAUAAAAGUAAAAUCGAAAAGAAGAGCUUUUUAGUGUGGAAGGGAGGAAAGCCAGAUGACAUUUGUGCUGUCAUCGGCUUUGUCAAGACCACCUAAUCC